AGUUUAUAUUCAUCGGAUUAUCUAAGCACUCUGCCGGGAACACUGGGGAAUGUAACUAGUUGGAAUAUUGCUAAUACUGAUAACGCAUCGUCUCAGUUGAUGUCUGUGAAGGUAUCAACUAUAGACCGAGCAUCCUGUAACGAAGCAUAUCAUGACAUUUCUGGCAUAAAUAUAAUUGAUGGUCAAUUCUGCGUGGCUGUUCAUGGUGAUCAACCAUAUCAAGGAAGUACUGGUAGCCCAAUGGUUAGCGAUGGUUAUCAAGUCGGUAUUGUAUCUAUUGGAUUCGGACCGCCAGAAUAUCCGACUAUCUUUAUUGAUGUAGUUCAUUACAUUAAUUGGAUAAGAACACAUUUAGAUGACUAGAAAGAGAAUUAU
Molecule: messenger RNA, 375 nt
Organism: Ceratosolen solmsi marchali
Lineage: Eukaryota; Metazoa; Arthropoda; Insecta; Hymenoptera; Agaonidae
Product: trypsin-7-like
Exons: 1
Coding region: 100-363 (87 amino acids)
Biological process (GO): proteolysis
Molecular function (GO): serine-type endopeptidase activity
Source: RefSeq, a predicted model, not a curated record